CUGAGUGGGUGAGGAGGUUGCGCUGCGCUUGUGCGUGGUGUGUGUGUGCGUGCGCUUGCCGUCGUCCAGAUUUGAAGAGAACAUAAGCAGCUUCUGACGAAAAGAAUUUUCUUCCUUCAAGAGAUACAAUUGUGCUCUAUACGAACGGCUACAAUGUUAUACGAGUGGUGUACGCGACGUAGAUAGAUCGGGCUGGGCGGAGGAGGCGACCGGGGCAGAGGGGCGCCGCUGGCAUCAGGCAUGGCGUCUGAACAACAGCAGCAGCAACAGCAUCAACAGCAGCAGCAUCAACAGCAACAGCAGCAUCAACAACAUCAGCAAAAUGUACCGAGUCAAACAAAUCAACACGUGCUGUCGAGGAGUUCUCCACAGCAACAGAUUCAACAAGGUUCCUCAGCACUACCUCAGCAGAUAGACCUGUUAUCCCGCAGCAACAGCAGCAGCAACAACACAGCACCUGCUGCUGUGGACAGACAACAGCAGCAUUUGUCUGUUAGUGCUGGUGCAACAGCAGCACAAACAACAGCACCACCUAUCGUGCUAGAACAGCAGCAACAGCAACAACAGUUUUGUCUGAAAUGGAACAAUUUUCAGUCCAAUAUCGUGACGUCUUUCGAGAGCCUCCUGAACAAGGAGGAGCUGGUCGACGUUACCCUCACUGCCGAGGGCAAGAGUCUGAGGGCACACAGGGUGUUGCUCAGCGCCUGCAGCCCUUAUUUCAGCGACCUAUUCAAGGACCUACCCUCACACCAGCACCCGGUCAUCGUGCUGAGGGACACCAGGUUCCUGGAGCUCAAGUGUUUGCUGUGCUUCAUCUACCACGGCGAGGUGAACGUGUCGCAGGACAACCUCUCGUGCCUCCUCAACCUCGCAGAGAACCUUAAAGUCAAAGGCCUCGCGCAAGAGGCGCCAAAGAGGCACAACUCCAAAGACUAUGAGUAUGGCGGCAAGGGGAUGCUCAGCCCCGACCGUGAGGAAGACCUCAGCGACGGUGGGGACACAUCCGUCCCCCCCAAGCACCGGGGAGGCCGACUGCUCAGAUCUGAGGAAUCGAACUCGCCUUCCCCAGCCCCUCUUUCCGGCUUCCCCAACUACUCUGCGCUGGGGAACUUGCUGGGGAACAAACCUGCUGUUGAUCCUAGACCUCCUGGGGAGGAUAUGCCUUCCCCACGAGACCUCCGAGACUUGCAUUUGAACAAAAGACCCCCCGGGGUCUUACCUUUGGACCGACACAUGUCUUUGCUGCACCAACAACAACAACAACAACAGCAACAGUAUUCCCCUCCUUCUAAGAGACGCAAGAGGCAUUCAUCCCCCAACCAGCACAGCCCCACCCACAAUUCCUCAUGUCAUGUCCCCAACCAGAACUCCAGGGGCUUGACCCACCGCAGUCCAUCCCCAGGGCCCAACCCUAACGCCUCAUCUGGACCCCACAACUCCACCUCGGGGAGACGAACCCCAACGACCGACGAGAACAACUCCCAUGCCGUCAACCUGACCGUUUGCCCCACCUCUUCCCCACCGAGGCUCAUGAUCCCCAAGGUGGAGUUCGUGGGGUCUGAGGAAGAUUCCUCCGGUCCCCCAGACCGGGACCAGCGAGACCGCCUCUGUAGCUUCCUCGACAAAGGGGGACGUUUGGCCGGGAUGAUGUCGGGGAAGUUCGGGGGAGGAGGACCCAUGGGUCCUGACAGUGACCCAGAAGGGGAAGAGGAGCCACCGCCGCCCCACCACGAUGAAGACAGUGGGGACAUGGACACCCACUCGAGUGGGAUGCCACACCCUCUGUCCCACCAGCUCCCCCCGGGGCUGCAGCAGUCGUUCGUCCCCUACCCUCAGACGACCACCCACGUCGCCGCCGCCGUCGCCCACCACAUCGCCAGCUCCUUCCCCCCUGGACCCUCAGGCGUGGCCUCCUCCGUGAGCCCCGGCGGGUGGCGCAGUCACUCCGGCGACGCCCCGGGCUCUCCUCAGGAUACCACACCUGGCGAUUCGAUGAGCGCCCUGGAGAGUCUGGUGGACUCCUUGUCAACUGAACAAUCAACUGCUGACCACCGCAGCGGCCCAGUCGACGAACAAGAGGCAACAGUCAAAUGCAAGUUCCAAGAAGAUAUCGGCGAACAUUCAACAAAUCUUCAAGUCAAUUAUUCAAAGAUAAAUUUCAAUGAGAGCAAACAAAAUGAGUUUGCAGAUUCAAAGAAGUUGACUGAGAAGAGGACGUUCAAUGACAAACCUACUGAUGCCAAAUUUUUUGCAAACGAUGUUCUCAUUCAAGAUGGCUUACCAGAGCUGAAAGGCACGUCUGAAUUGUCCACAGAAACCAAAAUUGAACCUAACCAACAGACCGAAAAAUUGCCGAACUGCGAAAAUUUAGAGGGAAAUGAAAAUUUUUCGAAUACUUACUGCACUCGAAAUAAUUCCACAGAAUUGUCAAAUUUGGCUGAAGUGAUUAUCAAAGAGGAGUUCGAGGUUCCGUCCGAAGAAUUAAAUUUUAAUAUGAAACAGAAUGAAAAAGAUUGCAUCUCUCACAAAAAAUCGCUUCAUUUACAGAAGAGUGACAAAUCUUUCGUGCUGCCGUGUCGAAAUACUGCUGAGAGCAUCAAACCUAAGGUCAGCCUUGAAGACUCUUUCAAGUUUAGAACGCACGAUCUUCCUACAGGAAUACCAGAAAUUUUGCAGCACUCAUUGUUUUCUAAUGCCAUAAACAUAAGCCCCGUUUAUAAGUUAAAGAAAACUGGUCCAAAAGAGCUGGAAAAAAAUUACAUUAAAUCUAAUAUUGAAGAUGAAAUUCCUCCAACUCUAAUUAGUAAAGCAAAGCGUCUCGGUAGUAAGACGAAUGAGUAUGGAGAAACAAAUGAUGAAAGCGAAGACUUGGUAAUCAUAGAAGAUAAAAAUGAAGUCGAAAUAGACCCAAAUAUUUUUUUAAUAGAUGAUUCUAUAACUAACAUCGGUAAUAACAUAGAUGGAUACGCUUUUCCUUCAGAUUCAAGCAUUUACUACUCGUCGUCACGUGGAUCCUCGACCUCGUACCUUAACGCUGCUGAUAUGUCCGUGAAUUUGGCCGUCAGUCCGUCACGACAGAGCGUUUUGUGUCCGUUAUGUGGCCGACUUAUAGCGCAGCGACGCAGUCUCAAGCAGCACCUCAUGAGCAGCUUCCAUAAAAUGAACGCACAAGAAGCAGAUUUAACAGUCAAAACGUCCAACUAUGCCGCUCAUAAAUAGAAUUGUAUUUAAAAUGAUAUAAUUUGAGGUCAGCGUUAUAGAUUAGCAAUGUUUAGCUUGUCGCCGAUUUAAGACAUCGAAUAAUUUUUUCAGCUAGCGGCGAGUGUCGAUCUCUCAACUCACUGCUCCAACCAUCAUCACAUCGCAAAACUGAUGUUUAAAUCAUAAUGAAGCUUUUAAUAAUAUCCUUUAGCUAGAGAUUUUCGUGCGCAAUCGAAGCAUAUGUAGAUUUAUCUGUGAACGCGUUACUGCCAGGCAAUUAAAAUGCACUAACAUUUUAAUUGCCUUGCAUUUAUCUUUAAAUAAUUGCCACUACAAAACUACUGGUAGUUAUGCACACCCAACCAUGCACAACCAUGUUGAUCUGGUACGGGUUUGAACUAAUAAUUAUGUUUGUCAUUACUCUGCUGUGCUACGUUAGAAGAUAAUUUGCGGAAAUGUCGAUUUGUUGAAUUGUGUCGUUGAUAUCGUGUAUCGUGUAAUUUUAAAACGUU
Molecule: messenger RNA, 3713 nt
Organism: Hyalella azteca
Lineage: Eukaryota; Metazoa; Arthropoda; Malacostraca; Amphipoda; Hyalellidae
Exons: 6
Coding region: 241-3219 (992 amino acids)
Biological process (GO): regulation of transcription by RNA polymerase II
Cellular component (GO): nucleus
Molecular function (GO): protein binding
Source: RefSeq, a predicted model, not a curated record